AUGAGAACAUUAUACCUGGUUUGUGGACCAGACAAUAGUUUAUUCAGUGUUGCAGGUAUUGAUUUAUCUUCAACAAUUCGUUUUGGAAUGUCAGUGGAGGAAGUGCAAGGCAUGAUUUGUGACGUUUUAUGCCAAAUAGUGAUAUUAGAAUCGAAGAACAUGAUUCAUAACGAUGUGAAACCUCAAAACAUUGUUAAGUAUGACAAUCAUUACUAUUUGAUCGAUUUUGAAAUUUCUGAAACCUAUGAUGAACGUAUUGAAACGGAUACGCGUUAUGAAUGCAAACGUGGUGAUAAAGAGUUGACCUGUAAAUCCUAUUCUAAAGGCUAUCAUGCACCAGAAAGAGAAAAAGAGAACAAAAUCUCUCCAAAAAGUGAUGUCUAUUCUUUGGGACUUGUUGUUUUAGAAUGCUUAAAGUUGAACAAAGUUGAUUGUCGCAACAAAUCAAAGAUUGAAGAAUGUUUGAAACGACAAGAAUAA
Molecule: messenger RNA, 480 nt
Organism: Naegleria fowleri
Lineage: Eukaryota; Heterolobosea; Eutetramitea; Acrasida; Naegleriidae
Exons: 1
Coding region: 1-480 (159 amino acids)
Biological process (GO): protein phosphorylation
Molecular function (GO): protein kinase activity; ATP binding
Source: RefSeq, a predicted model, not a curated record